AUGGUCGUCUCCAUAGCCCAGGUCUCGACGGGACUCGCUAGUCUGCCAGGCAGGCCCGCUGGCCAACAGAACGAUGCUCACGACGAACACGAGUCCGAAGAGAAGAUCAAGGUUGGAGACGAUGAGAACGAUGAAGAUGUAGCUGGCCUGGUCCGGAAGUUCACGGCGGAAUCUGCUCGACUUGGAACGGGAGACCCGUUCGAAGCAGCUCCCGGGAGUGAAUUGGAUCCAAGUUCGCCAUCUUUCAAUGUCAGGAAGUGGACUAAGGCCUUCUACAACGUCACCUCAGAAUCAUCGCCCCGAAGGACUGCUGGUCUAUCGUUCCAGAACCUCAAUGUGUUUGGCUACGGCAGCGAGACCGAUUAUCAAGCAACCGUCGUCAACACAAUCCUAAAAUUGGGUAGUAACAUACCCCGGCUCUUUGGCGCCCGACAGAGGAGAAUUGAUAUCCUGCAUAAUAUCGAGGGCGUAUUACGAUCUGGCGAGAUGCUUUGCGUACUUGGGCCUCCAGGCUCAGGCUGCUCGACCCUUCUCAAGACAUUGGCAGGCGAGACCUACGGAUUCAAUGUCACCGAGGAAUCUCAGGUGAACUACCAAGGUAUCGAUUCGAAGACUAUGCACACUGCCUUUCGUGGAGAAGCAAUCUACACUGCAGAAGUGGACCACCACUUCCCUCUGCUAACCGUCGCGGACACCCUCUUCUUCGCAGCGAUGGCCAGAACACCCUACUCAAUUGGUAUGGAUCGCACAAGAUACGCCUCACAUUUGCGAGACGUCAUCAUGGCAAUGUUCGGCAUCAGCCAUACUAAAGACACCAAAGUUGGCAACGACUUCGUACGGGGAGUCUCCGGAGGAGAACGGAAGCGAGUCACCAUUUCAGAGGCUACUCUUAGUAACGCACCUCUCCAAAUGUGGGACAACAGCACAAGAGGAUUGGACAGUGCCAAUGCCGUUGAAUUUUGCAAGACUUUGCGGAUGCAAGGCGAUGUAUUUGGCUGCACGUCCGCAGUAGCCAUCUACCAGGCGCCCCAAGCUGCUUACGACGUCUUUGAUAAAGUCACUGUGCUUUACGAAGGCCGACAAAUCUACUUUGGACCUGCAGAAGAGGCAAAGGCGUUCUUCGAGCAUAUGGGCUUCACCUGUCCAGAAGGCCAGACGACACCGGAUUUCCUGACCUCCCUUACGAACCCAGUCGAGAGAGUCGUAACUCCUGGAUUCGAGGCUUCGGUGCCUCGCACGCCUGAUGAAUUUGCAAACAGGUGGCUGCAGAGUCAGGAGCGUCGCCGGCUUCAGGACGAGGUAGCAGCUUUCAACCUUGAGUACCCAUUCGGCGGCGAGCAUUACGAGAGGUUCCACCUGCUGAGGAAGCAGGAAAAGUCCAAGCAUCAAAGGACGGCGUCUCCAUACACCCUCUCCUACUAUCGACAAAUCUUGCUCUGCAUGUGGAGACAGUGGAAAGACUUCAAAGCCAACCCGGUCGUGACUGCGUUCAUCCUGGUGAUCAAUUUCAUCGAGGCGCUGAUCGUCGCAAGUAUCUUCUACAACCUCAACCAGACGACUUCGAGCUUCUUCAGCCGCGGCGCUGUGCUCUUCAUGCUGGUUCUUUUGAACGCAUUUGGCAGCAUUCUCGAGAUCAUCACACUCUAUUCGAAGCGGCCGAUUGUGGAGAAGCAUAAGAGAUAUGCGCUGAUACACCCUAGCGCAGAGGCUCUCUCGUCUAUCAUCACCAACUUGCCCUUCAAGAUCGUCAACGCCAUUCUCGUUAAUACCACACUCUACUUCAUGACGAACCUUCGACGAGCGCCAGGACCGUACUUCUUCUUUCUGCUUGUCUCGUUUGUGUUGCUCAUGGCGAUGUCGAUGUUCUUCAGAGUCGUCGCCUCAUUGACGAAGUCAAUCGACCAGGCAAUGGCUCCAGCAUCUGUCCUUCUACUCGGUCUGACCAUGUACGCUGGGUUUGCAAUUCCGGUCCAGUACAUGCGUGGCUGGGCCUCCUGGAUGCGAUGGAUCAAUCCCGUCUUUUACGGCUUCGAGAGUGUCAUUCUCAACGAAUUCCACGGACGUGAGUUUGCUUGUGCCAGUUUCGUUCCGGAAGGACCUGGCUACGAAAAUAUUCUCGGGACAGAGCGAAUCUGUAGCACGAAAGGGUCGGAGCCUGGAGCUGCCUUCGUGAGUGGGACACGCUUUGCUCAGGUUUCGUAUGGAUACGUCAACAGCCAUCGCUGGCGCAAUUUCGGCAUUCUACUUGGAUUCGCUUUUGGCCUGGCAAUCAUACACCUUGUUGUGACAGAGCUUGUGGCAGCAAAACGCUCCAAAGGCGAGGUCCUUGUCUUCAAACGAGGCCGACUCGCACAGGCGCACGCUCGACAGGUACAGCCAGACGAGGAGAAAGCCACCCUACCUGCUGCGCGCAGCGAGAAGCUGGACAGCGACGUUACGUCUGAGGUAUCUGGCAUCCAGAAACAGACAUCGAUCUUUCACUGGCAGAACGUGUCCUAUGAGGUCAAAGUCAAAGGCCAACCACGAACGAUCCUCGAUCAUGUGGACGGGUGGGUCAAGCCUGGCACUCUGACAGCUCUUAUGGGCGUUUCCGGCGCCGGCAAGACCACCCUUCUAGACGUGCUUGCCUCACGAACGACUACUGGUGUGAUCACUGGGGACAUGCUGGUCGACGGACGUCAACGCGAUACUUCCUUCCAACGCAAAACAGGAUAUGCUCAGCAAUCGGAUUUGCACCUUCACACUUCCACUGUGAGAGAAGCACUUCAAUUCAGCGCCCUGCUUAGACAACCGGAGCAGUACACUCGCAAGGAGAAGUUGGACUAUGUCAACACCGUUAUCGAUCUCCUCAACAUGGAGACAUAUGCAGAUGCUGUCGUCGGCGUUCCCGGCGAAGGGCUCAAUGUUGAGCAGCGGAAGAGACUCACGAUUGGCGUGGAGCUGGUCGCUCGUCCAUCGCUACUCCUGUUCUUGGAUGAACCCACAUCCGGCCUCGACAGUCAAACUUCCUGGUCUAUUUGCAACCUCAUGGAGAAGCUAUCUAAGAACGGGCAAGCAAUCCUCUGCACAAUCCAUCAACCCUCAGCCAUCUUGUUCCAACGAUUUGAUCGUCUACUUCUUCUGGCCAAAGGUGGCCGAACAGUCUAUUUCGGCGAGAUCGGUCGCAACUCGCGAACAUUGGUCGAUUACUUCGUCCGCAAUGGAGCACCAGAUUGUCCACCACAUAUCAAUCCUGCGGAGUACAUGCUAGAAACGAUUGGCGCGGCUCCUGGUGCUCACACCGAGAUUGACUGGCCUGCGACGUGGAAACAGAGCCCCGAAUAUGCUCAAGUACAAGGGGAAUUAUCAACAUUAAGAGCCCUGCAACACACCAAGCCUGCCGCCGAUGAUGGAUCCAAUUACACCGAGUUUGCUGCUACUUUCCGCGAGCAGAUGCUGCAGGCCACCAAGCGGACAUUCCAGCAGUACUACCGAACGCCCUCGUACAUUUACUCGAAGGCACUGCUCUGUAUCGUGUCGUCGAUGUUCAUCGGCUUCUCCUUCUUCAAAUCCGAAAACACUCAACAGGGCUUGCAGAACCAGAUGUUUGGUGUCUUCAUCUUUCUGUUCGUCCUCAUUCAACUUAUCUUCCAGAUCAUCCCGGUCUUCGUAGUUCAGCGCACACUAUACGAAGUUCGGGAACGACAAUCUAGAACGUACCACUGGGCUGCCUUCGUGGUUUCCAAUAUCGCUGCUGAGCUCGCCUGGAACACGGGAAUGGCUACUUUCAGCUUUCUGGUGUGGUACUAUCCAAUGGGUCUCUACAGAAAUGCUGAAUUCACCGGCGCUGUGCAUUCUCGCGGUAUCCUAACCGUCUUGAUCCUUUGGACGGCCUUCUUGUUCUCAAGCACCUUUGCACAGAUGCUCAUCGCCGCGUUGGGAUCUGCCGAAGAAGCUUCGGGACUGGCUACGCUCAUGAGCAUUAUGCUAUACGCCUUCUGUGGAAUUCUCGUUGGUCCACAGGCGCUACCGGGUUUCUGGAUCUUCAUGUACCGCGUGAAUCCAUUCACAUAUUUGGUAGACGGCUUCCUCGCAACGACGCUGGGCAACGCACCUGUCAAUUGCGCUGCCGACGAGUUCCUGCGCUUCGACGCCCCUGCGAAUCAGACAUGUGGCGACUACAUGCAACCCUACAUCGAGGGGAACGGUGGCCGUCUGAUCAAUCCUGGAGCUUCAGGUACCGAUCAGUGCCAGUACUGCGCGUUGGCCAACACGAAUGAGUUCUUAUCGAAUAUCAAUGCGGAUUUUGGCCGACGAUGGAGGAACUUUGGCUUGAUGUGGGCAUAUAUUGUCUUCAACCUCGCCAUGACAUUGUUCCUGUACUGGGCUUUCAGGGUGCCGAAGAAGAGCAAGGCUAAGAAGCAAUGA
Zasmidium cellare ATCC 36951 is the source of this 4407-nucleotide messenger RNA. RefSeq lists its product as uncharacterized. Gene Ontology annotation, cellular component: membrane. Gene Ontology annotation, biological process: transmembrane transport. The coding region runs from base 1 to 4407 and encodes 1468 amino acids. The record is from RefSeq and is a predicted model, not a curated record. NCBI's taxonomy places the organism in Eukaryota, Fungi, Ascomycota, Dothideomycetes, Mycosphaerellales, Mycosphaerellaceae. Gene Ontology annotation, molecular function: ABC-type transporter activity; ATP hydrolysis activity; ATP binding. The transcript is spliced from 9 exons.